Molecule: messenger RNA, 1878 nt
Organism: Cooperia oncophora
Lineage: Eukaryota; Metazoa; Nematoda; Chromadorea; Rhabditida; Trichostrongylidae
Source: the annotation of a GenBank genome assembly
AUGAACGAUGAGUUGCCCGACUCAGUGACUGUCAACAACCUUCGCGAUUUUGAAAUUCUUCGGCCAGGUUACGAAGUGAAUGAGGACAUCCUGAUGGCAAUGUCACCUAAUCGACUGGUACUGUAUGCCAUUUCUUCACUUCGUCGUAAUCCACCGAACUUUGCUUCGAAGAACGAAAUCGGUCGUUUUAUAAUUUCCGUGUUGAUAAAGAAGCUUUGUGAAAGAAAGGCCUACGCUCCAUGCUUGUCAAUUCUGGAAAGAUAUCCAUGUGAUUCAUCCACAGUUGAGAAAUGCCGUGUACUUAUUGCUAAAGGUGACAUUAAUACAGCAGACAAUCUGCUGAAUACGCUUCUAGAAUGUCCUGAAGCAGAAGUCAGCGUUGAAGCUCGAUGUCUUCUUGCAGAAUUGCUGGCAUAUCACAAAAAUAUGCUCGAUGAGGCGAUUGCUCUGCUUCGUCAGGGAAUGGACAGCAUUGGAGAAGGUUCUGUCACCUGCGAAACUCGCCUCCGACUGUUUUCACUACUUCACCGACUGGCAGCACGUCAACUUUCUGGAAUAGAAGAACACAUGGAGUCAAGAGCUUUUCGUAUGCGAGAGGAUGCAAUCCGCGAGUGGACGAGGCAACGCAGCGUGGCGGCACAAGGCCCUCCGUCUCACGCGGCUCGACGUAUUGAGUGCGAAUUACGGUGCGAAAAGGAGGCUGUUGAGUCAGUCAGCAAAAACUACAACCUGUCAACAGCAGAAAGGAUGCUCGUAUUUUUGAGGCUCAUUUCCAUUAAUCAUGCUGAUGUUCCGCUUCGACUCGUGAACGGGAACGUUGGAUAUAUUGCUAAUGGAAUGGUGCCAGCCGUUUGGGUGCAUGUGGUUAGCCAUCUGAUGUCGCACUGUUUUGCCAAAAGCAUCCUGGCGCCUGUAAUUAGAACGAUGAUUGUGAAGCUUAUAAUCGCUUAUCCAUUCCAUAUUUUGCACACUAUUCUCAUGUAUAAAUUUAAUGAGAACCACUCGUACAUCGUAGAGACGAUGUUAGAGGAGGCUGAACGUCGUAUUGCGGACAAAACGGCACGGUCCAGAUUCCAUGAAAUUGUGGAGGACAUGACCACAGCACAUGUGGCCUACAUACAGUUUGUAGCAGUGAAGAUCAGUGACCCGCGAUUUUUCAAAAAGCGCCAGCUUCCUGAUAAUAAAGUUCAAUACGAAAUGAUGGAUGGUCUGUCAAUAAUUUCGCAAGGAGAUGUUCUGAAACGAGUGCCGCUUCCAAUCGUUGAUCAGAAGUUGGGCAUCGCGGGUGAUUACUCGGGUCAAGAUAUUGUCAUGUGGGGAACUAUGGAACGGGUUUGCACACAAGCUGAUGGACUGUCGGCCCCAAAAGUCUUAAGGACAAAAGGAAGCGAUGGAAAGCUCUAUAAAAUCAUUUGGAAGAACGAAGACGUCCGACAGGACAGUCUCGUUGAGCAGCUUUUCUCAGUCGUCAAUGGGAUUCUAAAUCGUGGCGAACCUUCAGCCUUUCUUCGCACUUAUAAGGUGGUGCCUUUGGAUAGCAAAUGUGGUAUAAUAGAAUUCUGCCAAGGAACAGUAUCGCUAAAAGAGCUUCUAUGUGGGACGGACCUUGUUAGUGGCCUGCAUCUGAAAGAAGAGCCGUUUGAUAGAAAAGCCCUCCAAGUGCGAACCAUGUUGAAAGAUGCCGCAAAGACGCAAGUGAGCGAAGCAUCGAAGAUGUUCCGAGCAGCUUGCGCUUCUUCAUCCAAUGUUUACUGGCGAUCCUCCUCAGCUGAUUGUAGGCACUUCUUCUAUGGGCAGCACAGUACGGUCCAUUCAUGGGCGCAUAUGAUUGACAAUUAUAGACGGAGUCUGGCUCAAUGGAGUAUAGGUGAGUUCUAA